CCCAUGGGAUAGUGAUGACGUCAUAGUGGACUGUGACUACAGCUAUCAUGAAAUAAGAAGGUAUGGAUGGUGGCCUGAGCUCACGUAUGAGUUCCUUGGACGCUGCAACGUUACUUGCCCAAAGGAAGCAGAGAUGUUGGUUGGACCUCCCUACUUUGAUUUUCACAACGUCCUCGUUAUCUAUGAAGGUGCAUACUUCUGCAAUAGAGACAACAGGACCUGGCUUGGGACACAACCUGUGUGUUUGGGUCCAUACAACAACGCUACCAUGGUUACGGACGACACCAACACGAUCCGGCUGGUGGGGGGAGAGUAUUACGGCUGUGUGGAGAUGUACGAUAACGUGACGAACCAAUGGGGACCAGUAAAGGGAAUGAGGUCAUCGGACCCUCAUAAAAUGGGUUGGGCACACCUUGUCUGUGAAGAUUUGGGGUUUCCGGCAGGACUUGCUACUUCGGUCUACCCCUUAAUCAAAGGAACCGGGGUCGUCGAUCUUGACUUUGCUGAGUAUCAACAUAUCACAAUCUUGUCAGACCAUUACCGACCAAGCUACCCCUCUACGGUUCCCAAGUUUAUCACGGUGCCUUAUUACCAUCCUACUGCUGACCGUGUGACUCUCCGUGAUGCUAUAGACCGUGUAGUGAGGGGACCGUGUGCGUCUAACGACUAUAGUUGUAAUAGGCAUUACUCUGCCAUGUGCUUGGCCUGUGCCGGACAGCAGAACAAACACAAUUCACAAGACAUCAACGCUCAAGUGACCUGCACAUCUGACUCAAUUCUGGUCAGUUUUCCCCGCCCGGCGGACAACUCCAUUCAGAAGGCAGACGUUCAGCUAGUAGCGCCACCUUGCAGUGCUGAUGAGAACUCCACCCACAUCUUCAUCCGAGCCCCUCUUACAGGCUGUGGGACCGACAGACAGGACACAGAAGACGACAUCAUCUACAGUAACACCCUGGCCAUCAACGUCAACGCUUCUAACGCGAUUGUCACACGUCAUCACGUCAAGGUGAUCACCGUAGAGUGUCGUCUGCCGCGACGUACCACCGUGGCCGUCAACUUUGACCCCCGGAGCUCGUCCGUGUUCCGGUCGCACAUCGUCGGCAGGGGUGAUUUCGCCAUCUCCAUGGAGCUGUUCCUCAGUAACAGCUUCCGGUUUCCGGUCUCGGAAUAUCCACUGUCCGCGGAGUUGGGACAGAUGCUGUACGUGCAGGUGCAGGUGACGUCAGACGACACGAACCUGCAGGUGUUCGCAGACACCUGCAUGGCCACGCCCACGGAGGAUCCAGACGACAGCACCGUGCUGUACCACCUUAUCCGCGAGGGUUGUGACGAAGACUCUACCGUGGCUCGCUAUUGGUCACCGUCAACAAUGGAGGAACGGUUCGGUUUCCAGGCAUUCGCCUUUACCAGUGGAGCACGUAAGGUGUACCUCCACUGUGACGUCCUGUUGUGUAACGCCACGGACCCGAGCUCCCGGUGCGCUCAGGGCUGUCAGGCGGGCGGGAGGUUCGCGAGGGAGGCCGAGGUGGACACCGAUGCUUACCUGCUGAUACAGGGUCCCAUCGUGCUGAACGAUGAUCAAACCGGUCGUGAUUACUCCUCAACAGGUCACGUGACGAACAUGGUCCCCUUCUUCCUUGGAGCAUGCACAGUGAUGGUCGUCGCCAUGUUUAUCGGCAUCUAGAGUCUAUGGCAUGCUGGGAAGACAGCAUGCAGGGCAGAGAGAGAGAAAAGAAACCGUCUGCAGUGUCAUUUUUUGCUGGCAGAUUUGUCUAUUUUAGCUAAGAAUAUCUAGUCAUGCUGCAUUGUAUCGUGUGAGAGUUUUUAGAAAACUAUUUGCCUCGUAUUUUCGGUAGCUCUUGUGGAAGCUCGAUAUAGAAGUGAUUUGAAGAUGCCGUGUUGUUUUUGGGCUGUUUUGGCCAUUUUAUGUAGAUGUAGUGACGUCAUGUGAUGUUGUGAUGUUUGAGAGUGUUAUCUGAGUGCUUUUUGUAACGUAUACAUAGUACCACUACUGCUUGCUGUACUUAUACUAUAUGACUUUGGAAAUGUAUUUUUUUGGCAUUCAAUUUACCAUUUGGAUGCUGUCUGAAGUUAGAUGCGAAGCGAUGUACUUUGAAUUGUAAAUUGCUACACAAGUUUCUGUCAAUAAUACGUUACUGACUGCUGAUCAUGUAGUACCAGAUAUAUACUUGUAUCUUAUACAUGUAUAGCCUCC
Messenger RNA from Branchiostoma floridae (Florida lancelet), 2215 nucleotides. RefSeq names its product CUB and zona pellucida-like domain-containing protein 1. The transcript is spliced from 8 exons. Gene Ontology annotation, cellular component: membrane. The record is from RefSeq and is a predicted model, not a curated record. Bases 134 to 1684 code for a protein of 516 amino acids. Lineage: Eukaryota; Metazoa; Chordata; Leptocardii; Amphioxiformes; Branchiostomatidae.